Messenger RNA from Drosophila montana, 1722 nucleotides. RefSeq names its product hadley (gene hdly). Lineage: Eukaryota; Metazoa; Arthropoda; Insecta; Diptera; Drosophilidae. Bases 365 to 1555 code for a protein of 396 amino acids. The record is from RefSeq and is a predicted model, not a curated record. The transcript is spliced from 7 exons.
CACAAAUACAGCAUAAGCAAACAGCAGAGAAAACCUACAUAUAUAAAUACACUCACAUACAUAUACAUAUAUGUAUAUACAAAUAUAUUUUUGCAUAGAGUAAAACUCAAGCAUAUAACGAAUACGAGACAUAUCUGAGAGUCAACGAUCGGGCGCUUGAUUGAGUUUAAUUGCGACAAAAAUAAUUUAUAAUUGAAAAAUGUUAUGAGACGGCUUAAGUAAAUAUUGAACAACUUAUCUGAUACAGCAGAGAGAACCUAAAAGAAAGGUGUAAAAGUACGAAGAACGUUCCACAUUCGCCGCAGAUUUCAACGUAGCCAAUCAAGAGCUAACACCACAAACAGGAAGCACAAACUUUGGGGAUAUGAACAAAACGAGACCGUCAAAAGCCGGACUUCCGGUGCUUUUAGUGACUCUUCUGCUUUUUGUUGCCCAGGCCGCGGAAAAUGAAGGUGACAUUGCAGCUUUGCCGCCGGAUGCAGACAACGUGGAGAUUCAUCAUGUGAAGGUCGUGGACGGUGUCAUGCACGAGGAUCAUCCGGAGGUAAUGUACAAAGAGGACUUUGUCAGCGAGGACUACGAUCCCAACAAAAACGAAACCAAAGUGCACCAUCGAAAGCUGUUCAAGGGUCAGCAGCGGAUUCGGCAUCAUCACCUAAGACCUCCGACAAAAUCGGUUGCGGUCGAGGAAAAGAUCGUAUUUGAUGUGCUGCCCGAAACGCCACUCAUAUUGGGUGAUGAUGACUCUGUUGCCGACAAGUAUGAGGUCGCCCAGCUUGUGCAGCCCUUGAAGCAGGAAUCACUACAGAAGUAUCCCAAAAAGUAUCACAGUCGCCAGCGUCGCCAGGCUGACAAUCCGUAUGUGCGUAAAGCCUAUAAGAAUGAAUACUAUGGAAAGGCAGCACCAGCACCCUACUAUCUGCCCAUUCAACCGCAAUAUCACUAUCAAAGGAUUCCGGUUGUUGGCAAGAAACCAAAGUAUCAGGGAAAACUUCCGUUUUGGCAGACCCAAAAACCUUCCCUCAAGCCGAUGCGCAUUGACAACCGUGACGAUUUUGGCGAUGAUAAUGAAAACAGCCUGUUUCACAAUUCGAAUCCGGACGAUGCGGACUUCUCGGUUUUCGAUCAGCCCAGACCAGCUACCGGCGGCAACAACGGCAACAAUUUUCAGUCACCCCCAGUGCAAGAAUCAGAGUCUGGGCCAGUUUGGGGAUCAAGUCAAGGGCGACGUCCAAGUAGUGGCCCAGCACGGACACCUGACAUACAGUUUCCAUCGUGGCCUCCAACAACCAGCCGACCAGAAGUAUGGUCACCACCAACCACCCGUCGACCGGCGCCACGGCCGCAGGUCACAAGCUCACCCGGAGCACAGACCACACCGCGGGUGUCCAACUGCGUGUGGGCAAUUGUCAAUUGCUGUUCGCAGGGAAGCAAUACGAUUCGAUACAACUGCUUUGAGGAGUUCGGCUGCCACGGUGCCUUCUGGGGUGUUAAUCCCUGUGCCGACAACAUUCGCGACCGUGCGAUAGCCUCCUUAACGCGAUCGUCUAAAUAGGCGCAGUCUGCGCUGGGCCAUUAAUCUAACAAAAAGUAUUCGGAUUGUUUUGUAUGGCUGUGUGCCCAAUUUCAAUGUAAUUUUAAUAGCUAUACAGGAAAUCAUUUUAAUUUAUUUUAAGCUAGGUCUAAAAUCGAAAAUAAAGCAUCCUCUUGAUCACCAUAAAA